AAGAACUCCCGCGGUCUCCGGGAGUCGCUUGGAGUCCAUGGAGCUUGCCGCGGGAUCGAGUACAGAGCUUGCGAAAGCCAUCAAACCUAUCGAUGGGAAGUCAGUUCAUCAGAUUUGUUCUGGGCAAGUGGUCCUGAGUUUAAGUACUGCUGUAAAGGAGUUGGUUGAAAAUAGUGUGGAUGCUGGUGCCACUAGUAUUGAUCUCAGGCUUAAAGAUUAUGGGGUGGAUCUCAUUGAAGUUUCAGACAACGGAUGUGGGGUAGAGGAAGGAAACUUUGAAGGCUUAGCUCUGAAACAUCAUACUUCUAAGAUUCAAGAGUUUGCUGACCUCACCCAGGUUGAAACUUUUGGCUUUCGGGGAGAAGCUUUGAGCUCACUCUGUGCACUGAGUAAUGCAGAGGAGGAGUAUGCCAAAAUGGUCCAGGUGUUACAGGCAUACUGUAUCAUUUCAGCAGGUGUCCGAGUAAGUUGUACCAAUCAGCUUGGACAAGGAAAACGGCAGCCUGUGGUUUGCACUAGUGGAGGCUCCAGUGUCAAAGAGAAUAUUGGCUCUGUGUUCGGGCAGAAGCAGCUACAAAGCCUCAUUCCUUUCAUUCAGCUGCCCCCUAGUGACUCUGUCUGUGAAGAGUAUGGCCUUAGCUGUUCCGAGGCGCUGCACAAUCUGUUUUACAUCUCCGGCUUCAUCUCCCGCUGCACGCACGGCGUUGGGAGGAGUGCCACUGACCGGCAAUUCUUUUUCAUCAAUCAUCGGCCUUGUGACCCAGCAAAGGUAUGUAACUUGAUAAAGAUGCGUGGGACGGAAGUGGAAACACCUAUGCCAGACAGUCCUCCUUCGUCUAGCACUCAGGAAGAAGACAAAAGGUCUGUGUCCAUUUCCAGGCUGAGAGAGGCCUUUUCUCUUCGUCAUCCUGCAGAGACCAAAUCUCCAGGCCCAAGGACUCCUGAACUGAGAUGGAAUUCUCCAAUACAGAAAAAGAGGGUACCCUCUAGUUCCUCCAAUCCUGCCUCUGGCAGAAGCCUGCAGGGCCCUCUGGAAGAGGUGGUGACUCCCAAGGACUCGGAUGGCCGUGGGGACAGAGUGGAAGUGGGGAAAGACUCGGGGUACACCAGUACAUCAGCUGCCCCAGAGGAAGGGUUCAGCCCCCGGGAAGUGGGCAGUAGCAGUAGUGACCAUGCACAGAGCUCCCCAGAAGACAGAUUUUCACAAGGAGACAUGGACUCUGGUGAGAAUCUACCUGAACUGGACCAUCCCCCUUCAGCUGGGGAGUCGGGGAAGGAAAAAGAUGGCCCCUGUCAACUUCUGCCUCCUCAGACACAUCUCUCCUCCUCCAGUGCUAAGCGAUUUAAAAAAGAAAUUCCCUCAAAUACCAACACUCCCCCAAAGUCAGCUACCACUGAGAAUGCCUCAGCAGCCCAAGUGGAUGUGGCUGUGACAAUUAGUAAGAAAAUAGUGCUCCUCACCUUUUCUAUGAGCUCUUUAGCUACACGAAUAAAGCAGUUGAAUUGCCAAAGACAACCAAGGGAAAGCCAACCGAAUUACAGGAAAUUCAGGGCAAGGAUCUGUCCAGGAGAAAACCAAGCAGCAGAAGAUGAACUAAGAAAAGAGAUAAGUAAAUCAAUGUUUGCAGACAUGGAGGUGCUUGGUCAGUUUAACUUGGGGUUCAUAAUAACCAAGCUGAAGGAGGACAUCUUCCUGGUGGACCAGCAUGCAGCUGAUGAGAAGUACAACUUCGAGAUGCUGCAGCGUCACACAGUACUCCAAGCACAGAGGCUCAUUGCACCUCAGGCUCUCAACUUAACUGCUGUCAAUGAAGCUAUCCUGAUAGAAAAUCUGGAAAUAUUCAGAAAGAAUGGCUUUGAUUUUGUCAUUGAUGAAGAUGCUCCAGUCACUGAAAGAGCUAAACUGAUUUCCUUGCCAACUAGUAAGAACUGGACUUUUGGACCCCAAGAUAUAGAUGAGCUCAUCUUCAUGCUGAGUGAGAGCCCGGGGGUCAUGUGCCGGCCCUCCCGAGUCAGGCAGAUGUUUGCCUCGAGAGCCUGUCGGAAAUCUGUGAUGAUUGGAACAGCUCUUAACACCAGCGAGAUGAAGAAGGUCAUCGCCCACAUGGGUGAGAUGGACCACCCCUGGAACUGCCCCCACGGAAGGCCAACCAUGAGGCACAUUGCCAAUCUGGAUGUCAUUUCUCAAAACUGAUCUUCCUCACAUCCUAAAUGAAGUUUUUCAUGCAGUUCUUCCUGUUUUGAAAGACAAAGCUUUGUUGUCAUUAUUGCAUCAAACCUAAGCUGCUACUUAAGAAUCGUGUACUAGAUGCAUUUGCAUUUUUAAAUUAUCUUAGGUUGGGCAUGGCGGUCCAUGCCUGUAGUCCCAGCUUCUCACGCUGAGCCUGGAAGAUUGCUUCAGCUCCAGAAUCAGAGACCAGCCUUGGCAACACAGUGGAAGUCCAUCUUGGAAAAAAGAAAAAGAUCCCUAUUCAACAUUGUGAACUGCAUUUUCAGCAUUUGAAUUUUGUGUACAAGCUAGAACAUAUUUUAUAUCCAGAAGAGGGCUGAGAGUGUGGCUCAAGUGGUAGAGUGCCUGUCUAUCCAAGUUCAAGCCCCAGCACCACCAGAGGGGGAAAAAAAAAACAAGCACUUUGGAUGUUACCCAGGCUUCUGUUCUGCCUGGAGAUAUUUUCGCUUGCAACUUUCAGCCGUAAAUAAUAAAAUUUACAUUGGCCUAAUUUAGUAAACUUAAAAUUAAGGUACCUUUUGAGUUUGUGCUUCUCAAAUAAUGCAUCACAGUAAGUGGCUCCCACCUGUAAUCCCAGGUGUGCAAAAGGCUGAGAUCAGGAGAAUGAAGGAUUUAAGGCCAUCCCUUAGCAAGAGAAAAGGAAGACUCGGAAAAAUAAUCACAGCAAGCGAGGCUGGAGGUGUAACUCAAGUGGUAGAGAACCUCCGUAACAGCCUGACGCCAGUGGCUCACGCCUGUAAUCC
Molecule: messenger RNA, 2973 nt
Organism: Dipodomys ordii (Ord's kangaroo rat)
Lineage: Eukaryota; Metazoa; Chordata; Mammalia; Rodentia; Heteromyidae
Gene: Pms2
Product: PMS2 postmeiotic segregation increased 2 (S. cerevisiae)
Exons: 13
Coding region: 38-2194 (718 amino acids)
Biological process (GO): mismatch repair
Cellular component (GO): MutLalpha complex
Molecular function (GO): mismatched DNA binding; ATP-dependent DNA damage sensor activity; ATP hydrolysis activity
Source: RefSeq, a predicted model, not a curated record